This is a messenger RNA of Eufriesea mexicana, 5012 nucleotides long. RefSeq names its product putative mediator of RNA polymerase II transcription subunit 26. The coding region runs from base 232 to 4716 and encodes 1494 amino acids. The transcript is spliced from 13 exons. NCBI's taxonomy places the organism in Eukaryota, Metazoa, Arthropoda, Insecta, Hymenoptera, Apidae. The record is from RefSeq and is a predicted model, not a curated record.
CAGCAGUAGCAGCGGGCGCGCGCUAGUGUCGGCAUCGGUGCUGCUCGUCCCUUUCCAUAUCCGUCACCUUCCACCUCCUAGUACGCUCACGGACCUCCGUCGAACAGGCACAGCCAGCAGAGAGAGAACCGGUUCCUGUCGGCUGGUGGAAAGCGGCACGAGGCGGCGCGAGCUUAACCCGGCACACCGGAUUUCGUAUCGUCUGCGGCGGAUACCGAACGCUAGCCGAGCAUGAGCACCUCGACGUUCGUGGGGAAUUCGGAUGGUCUAGUGACAGGACUUUGUCCCGCGCCUCCUCCACCGCCACCGCUACCUCCAGUGUCUGGUCAGGUGCCAGCCAUGAAGAUCAACACCGCAGAGGCACCUACGUCAAGAAGGUUGCAGGUGGUCAGCAACGAUGCUUAUGAACCACCAGCAGCCAUUCAAAAUGCGAUGCUGACCAAGGAUAAGAAACCGUUCACAUAUACGCCAGGAAUGGGUGGCAAACUGGACCUAUCUCAAAUUCGAAGUCCUCGAAUGGCCCGCAGAGUAGCGAAAAAUGCGAACGAUGAAGGAAUCGAGGGUCCACCAAAAUCAGCACUUGAACCGAAGCCGACACCAGCGCCAAACACCGGGGCGAAUCUAUUUGUUCAGCCCCAAGUUGCGAUUCCUGUAUUUCCGACAAAUAUUCCAGCUCAACCCUCCGCCAACAGGACACCCCCGACUCCGCCUGCUAACAGGAUUCAACCUAGUACUCCAGAGAAGCAACCGGAACCACCGAAAGUCGUGACCAAAGUAGAGACCAAAGUAACUCCCACGAUUGCGGUUCAGCCGAACACCCCCGAGAGUCCGAGCACUCCUAGCACUCCGAGCACUCCGACUCAGGUGACCCUGACAAAAGCACCAACGCCGUGGCUUCAGAAUAAGAACAAGCCACAAGAGGAAUUGCCCGAGUGGGCGAAACGUUCAAGCGUGAAUAAGCAGAGCUCAUCGUCACCUGAUAGCCCGACGUCACCACCGAUUUACGCGUCUUCAAUUCAGCAAACGCAGCAGCAGCAGCAGCCAUCGCCGCAACGGCAACAAACUCAGCAGAAACAACAACCAGCUCAGCAGAGGCCACAAUCUCAGCCACCGCAACCAACUCAACAAAGAUCUCCUCAAAUUCAGCAACAACCUCAACAAUAUCAGUACCAACAAUCACAGCCUCAGCAGUUCAAUCAGCAACAGAAACGUCCGUUCUCUAGUCCCUCCAUGACACAACAGGCUAAUCCUCAAAUGCAACACCAAGAACGUAUGAUACCAAUUCGCAUCGAGGAUAGGCCGUCUGUGUUCGACGUGAAACCAGAGCCGGGUCAUCAUCAAUUCAAACAACCUAGUCCGCAUCAUCAACAGCGGUGGGGGCAGCCAUCUGCACAGAAUCAAGUCCACAACCAGGUCCAGAACCAGGUUCAGAACCAAGUCCAGAUCCAAGUCCAGAAUCAGGCGCAUCCACAGCCUCAGCAAACAACGGGUGGUGCAUUCAUUAUACCUAUCAUGAUCGAGGGUAGUGAUAAGAAGCCUACUGCAGUAGCUACUUCGAAUACUUCGUACUCCCAACCAAUUGUUAGGAAUAAUGCGCCCAAUGAAAAUCAAAAUGUGAAAGUGGUAUCACAACGUAUCAUACCCGUGCAAGUUCAGCAGUCGGAUUCCGGUCCAGUUCAAUCUCGAUCGUUUAGAGUUCUCCAGAAAAUCACAGACACGGAUACAGCGAACGACGUAGAUACCGAACAGCUACGUAAACUCCAAUUGACGGAAGACGACAGAAUUUUGAUGAAUAAAUUCAAAGAACAAGUCGACAAUGAUUGUUCCCUUCAUCACGAGGAAGAUCCGAGAUACCGUGGUGGAGCCAUACCAUCUCGAGCUUUCCGUUACCUUCAAACUAUGACGGAUGCUGGUGAUGUUCCCGUCAACACGACGCCACGACCACCAUCCGCCAUAAACAAGAAACAGAACAGGAAUUCAAAGACUUUUGAAGAAAUGCAGGCAAACCUACCACCGAGCGAGCAGCAGGUUCCAGAGCCAAAGAAGUACAUGGGCAGCGCGAUUCCUUCCAGAUCGUUCAGGAUAUUACAAGCGAUGACAGCGCCGGAGAGCGUCGCCACGCAAGAAAAUCGUCAAGCAGAUUACCACUGCCAAACAGAGAAUAACGUGCCGGGCAAUCAGCAGGGUGUCUUCCUUUCUCCCUGUCCACCGCCAUUUUGGACCCCCGACAGUGGUUGGUGGGGCUACUACCCUCUUCCAUAUCCUGGUGUCGCGAACGACUCUUACCCCUAUCAUCCAGAUAACACUGCCUACGUAUACUUCCCCAUCUACAAUCAGGGUUACCCACCUUACCCUCAGUAUGAUCCAGUAAGUGGUAAAAGCGCGUAUCCAGGUGUUUAUUCACCUUACAUUCUUCCUAUUCCUCCACACAGUAGUACUAGCUGUAAUCACAAUUGUGAACAAGUCAAUUGCGGGGUAGUAAUACCAAAAAUUCAUCCAACGACGAAUAUUCCAGAUAUGCCAGAUAAUAUUCAAGAGAAUAACGGGAAUAAAGUUCCAAUGGAGAACGAGGACUCGAACGGUCUGCCACAGUGGGAGAAAGCGAAUAGCAUGUCACGAACUGCGAGUAACAAUAGCAAAGAUAGCGACUGUACCACCGCGAUGAAUAUCACCGACGAGGAGGAGAUUCCUGAUGAAAUAGUUGAAAUAAUUGAACUAGAGGAAGGCGAAGACGACCAGGAGUCAGAGAGACCAGAGACGAAACCAUGUUCCAAUGGAAGCCUCAAUGUGACUGUUCCAAACUACACCUACAUCGACACCAGUGACUCCAGCGAUUCCACUGAUUCUGAAUCUGACAACGAGUCUAUGCUAGAAUCGUCAAAGAGCAGCAGCGAUAGCAAUUCCGAUGACUCUUCUUCCGAUAGCGACGACUCUGACUCCUAUUUAGCUUAUUCUACAGGCCUGAAUCCUCAUGGCAGACUGGAGAAGAAUAACGAAAGGGAUUCAACUAGAGACUCUUCGAGUAAGGACUCCUGUAACGAGGGACAAGGGUCAGGGUCUCCCAAGAACAGCACCGAUUCUGAACCAGAGGAACAGAUGGAUAAAGAGGUUGAAAAGUCAGACACCAACACGUUUCCUCAUCAGUUGAGCGUGAUCUACGAGGACGUCGAACGUCCAGACUCUGAGAGUCCCAGACCACCACAGUUUAGAAGCCUUAAAGAUUGGAACGAGACACCUUUCGAAGCUACCGACGAUCCCCCCGACGAUUCUGACGCCCCGACAGUCAGCGUGAGUCUGCCAUUGAGGUUCAAAUUUUCCGUAUCUGAGAACAACGAGGAUGUGACCACCGUAAUCGUAGGAGACAGUACGAUCAAGCCUGACAGGGGUUACAACAAGGAAGAGAGUCGAAAGCUGAAGAUUCAAGAAAACAAAACCCAUUUGGGAAAGUCUAAUGACGUUUCGGCGAACUUCCUUGUGAAGAAUGAUACUAGCGUCGAUUUUAUAGUUAAGAAAGAAGGUUCUAAUGGCAGACGAAAGGGGAAGGAUCAUUCUAACGAAAAGACGAAGACAGAACCAGUGGAAAAUAAGAUAAAAGAAAACGAAGACCCUGUGGUGCCUCAUGUGAACUUCACUCUGAGAAAAAUACCAACCAGAUUCAGUAAAAUCAACUGCGAGGAGACGGUGGAAACUGAGUUCACGAUUAGGAGGAAGACGAGUAUGAAGAAGGAGGAAGACAGGACGAGCAAAGACCAGGAAGAACGCGUGAUUGAAACGAAUGUGAAAAAUAACGAUGAUUCAGCGAGCAGAGAGUCCUCGAACAAAGAAGGUAAUUUCACUUACAUUGCAACGGUGAAGGAAACCGGUUCAGAAAUGCACGAUUUCAAUAGGAACAUCCUGAAGCCGGAAGUGAUCGUCUCGGAGUACAACUGGGCAGAUGAAUCGAACAAUGAACCUUCUGACAAGUUCGCAAACACGGAUUCGAAAAUAGAACGAGACGGUACGUCGCAGGAGAAUAUCGACACUUCGAAGAAAAGUAGAAACGAAGAAGAUGUCGAAGAGAAAACAGGAAAGGAGUCGAAGCACCUGUUGAGCGUGCAGAAUUCCCGGGAAGAGACCGAUGACGAGGACAGUGGCGUCACUUCCGACAUGAGUCGCAUGAUCUCCGAAGUGGACACAGAUUCCGAGUGCACCUCGUCCAAGAACAUGAGGAAAUAUCAGAGAACCCAAACACACUCGAGGUUGUUCAGACUUCUGAACGACGACUCGAUCCUUCCAGAAGGGGCAGAGAAAAUCGAUGAAUCUUCAACGAGAGAGUAUCUCAGUCUGCCUCUCAAGAACAACGCGUUCAACUACGACGAAAAUUACUGUUCCAAUUACUCCAGUGGCGUAACUUCUCCGGAAUAUUCACCCAUCUGUGAACAAUCAUGGAGAAGACUGCACGAUGCGGAGAACUCGAGGGUACCGGAUCAAAAUGGCGACGCGUACCGUCAAAGCCACCCCCUAACUCGACAAGAUCGAAUAUCCUGUAAGGAGGAUCCGUACUAUCAAGCAUGGAAAACGCCAAACUCUCCAACAUCUGUAUUGGAUCACGAUGUGGUGCCAUCGUUGGCCUUCAAGGUCCUCGAAAGUAGAAGGCCCCUAUGGUCGUACAAGGUCCAGAUGCAACGGAUUACUGAGCAAGGACGGGUGCCUCCUUCACAAACAUGGCAUUGCUAGUGUGUUUUCUUUUCUUCUUUUUUUUUUUUUUACUUUUUAUUUUGUUUACGAUGAUUCGUAGCGGUUCGUUUAACACGACGACCAACGAUGCCGCAGGACUUUUUCCUAAGAACUUUUCACGUCACCCCAUCGUAUUUGUUGCCCGUAUAGGUUUCGUCUUGUCCCUUCCGCCAUUUUCUUUAUUUUAUUCCUUCUUCUUCCUCCCUCCUAAUCUCACAGUGUGUGCACAUUGCUAGGGGAUGAAGAUCCUUAGGGAGUAAAUUAUCGAUCGUUCGAACGAUCGACGGCUAACGAUA